Messenger RNA from Haliaeetus leucocephalus (bald eagle), 2217 nucleotides. RefSeq names its product MAD1 mitotic arrest deficient-like 1 (yeast) (gene MAD1L1). The transcript is spliced from 18 exons. Gene Ontology annotation, biological process: attachment of mitotic spindle microtubules to kinetochore; mitotic spindle assembly checkpoint signaling. The record is from RefSeq and is a predicted model, not a curated record. NCBI's taxonomy places the organism in Eukaryota, Metazoa, Chordata, Aves, Accipitriformes, Accipitridae. Gene Ontology annotation, cellular component: kinetochore; mitotic spindle; nuclear envelope. Bases 64 to 2217 code for a protein of 717 amino acids.
UCUCGGCGCCGGGGCGAGGAGGGAGAUCCAAGCGGGGCGCGCGCCGUCGCCCGCGGCCGAGCCAUGGAGGACUUGGAAGAUAAUACUACUGUCUUCUCCACACUGAGAUCCCUCAACAACUUUAUUUCACAGCGUAUGGAGGGGGUGUCUGGGCUGGCUACGCCAGGAUCUUCUCAAAGCUCCUUACAGAUUCAGUACCAGCAGAGGAUGCAGUUGGAAGAACAAGCUGGGCAGAUCCACUCCAAAUCCCAGCUCCUGCAGGUGGAACGAGAGAAAAUGCAGAUGGAACUUAGCCACAAACGAGCUCGCAUUGAGCUAGAGAAGGCAGCUAAUACCAAUGCCAGAAACUAUGAGCGAGAGGCUGACCGUAACCAGGAGCUGCUCACACGCAUAAAGCAAUAUCAGGAAAGGGAAACAGAAGCUGAAAAUAAACUGAAAGAACAAAUGGAGAUGAACAAAUCCUAUAAGAAGAGCAUGGAGACAAUGAGUAAGAAGCUGCAAGAGAAGGAGAGCAAAUUAGCUGAAGCUAAUGAAACAAUCACUAUAUUAAAAGGGAAAAUAUCAGAGCUGCAAUGGAAUAUAAUGAAUCAAGAGAUGCAGAUGACAAGCCAAGACUCUCAAAAGCAGGAACUGAUGGAACAGCUGGAUGUUCAGCAAAAAAAAUGGCAAGAGGCUAGUCAGCAAAUCCAGACAUUGCAAGCAAGCCAAUCCCUACUGUCAGAAUAUGAACAGAAGAUUAAGGAUCUGGAACAGAAGUUCUCCCAGCAGGAACACGAUGCUCUAAUUGUCAAGAACAUGAAGGCAGAACUGGCCCGUUUCCCAAAAAUGGAGCGGGAAUUGCGCCAACUCAGGGAGGAAAAUGCCUACUUCAGGGAAAUGAAAGAAAACAAUGGAUUGCUUAAAGAGGAGGUAGAAGGUCUCCAAAGAAAACUGGAACGCUAUGAGAAAGUCCAAGCACAGCUAGUGACUGUUGAAUUGGAAAAUGAGAAACUUCUGGGAAAAUUAAAAAGCUGGGAGAAACUGGACCAGAGCACUGGCUUGAAUAUCAGGACACCUGAUGAUCUCUCAAGGCAAAUUGUGGCCCUGCAGCAAAGGGAGCUUGCACUGAAAGAGCAGAACUCUACCAUCACGAACAGUGCCCGAAUACUAGAGAAGGCCCGGCAGCAGCUACAGGAAGAAGUACUACGGAUUCAGAGCCAGCUCUUGGAUGAGAAGAAGAAACGUGAGCAGCACGAAGCACUGGUCAGACGGCUGCAGAAACGUGUACUGCUACUCACCAAGGAGCGUGAUGGGAUGCGAGCAAUUCUGGAGUCAUACGACAGCGAGCUGACCCCUUCGGAGCACUCGCCCCAACUGAACCGCCGUAUGCGUGAGGCUGAGGAGAUGGUGCAGAAACUGCAUGCUCAUAACACUGAGCUGGAGGCUCAGCUUUCUCAAGUUCUGGAAGAAGUGGGAAAUCAUAAGCAAAGAGCAGAGAUGCUGGAGGUGGAGAUGAAGGUCCUGAAGUCUCAAGAGUGUACAGCUGAGCAAAGUACUGUCAUCACCAAGGAGGAGGUUGACACGCUCAGGCUGAAAAUUGAGGAGCUGGAAGCUGAACGCAGCAAGCUGGAAGAGGAGAACAGAUCUCUGGAAAUGAAACUGGAGAAGCUAACUCUGCAGGGUGACUAUGACCCCAGCAGAACCAAAGUUCUUCAUUUCAGCAUGAAUCCAGCGAGUUUGGCCAAGCAGCAGCGCAAGGAGGAGCAGCAGCAACUCCAGGAGGAGUGUGAAAGGCUGAGGGAGCUGGUGAGGGUGCUCGAAGGAGGCGGCUCCAUCCCUGGGAAUUUGGAAGGAGUUGGGAGUUUUCAGUCACCACAAGAAAUUGCAGAGCUGAAGAAGCAAGUGGAAAGUGCAGAACUAAAAAACCAGCGUCUGAAAGAAGUUUUCCAGACCAAGAUCCAGGAGUUCCGCAAGGUUUGCUACACACUAACGGGGUACCAGAUCGACAUCACGACUGAGAACCAGUAUCGACUCACCUCCAUUUACGCCGAGCACCAAGGGGACUGCCUGCUUUUUAAGGCCUCCAGCUCCUCCGGUGGAAAAAUGCAGCUUCUGGAAACGGAGUUCUCACGAACCAUCCGGGAGCUCAUUGAACUCCACCUGCUUCGUCAGGACAGCAUCCCGGCCUUCCUCAGCGCCCUCACCCUCGACCUCUUCAGCCGCCAGACCAUUGCUUAG